Molecule: messenger RNA, 1590 nt
Organism: Bombyx mori (domestic silkworm)
Lineage: Eukaryota; Metazoa; Arthropoda; Insecta; Lepidoptera; Bombycidae
Gene: Mnr
Product: keratin, type I cytoskeletal 9
Exons: 6
Coding region: 342-1436 (364 amino acids)
Source: RefSeq, a predicted model, not a curated record
GUUCACUUCGAACAGACUAAUGAACAUGAUAAACGUUAACGUUACGCCAGUUCAGUGAUUAGGUACGUUUUCCUUACAAGUAUCCUUUCCUGAUGAACUGACAAUUCAGAUUGACCUUGUUUGUAGAUUAGAAACAAAAGUAGAUUGUUGAAAUAUUGGAUUUGGAAGUUCACGUUUCGUCUUAAAGGGAUCUUGUCACAAGAUCGUCAUACCUUCCAGAAAAUCAAAAUCUUCAUGAACAGGUCACGUGCUAUAUUUAGAAACGAAAUCGUGAGCAAUAUACUACUUGAGUAUAUUUGGAAAUAAUUCAGACAAAGACGAAGCGUACAUAACAGAUAAAUAUGGAUUGGAAGACUGCUGUUCUUCUUUUCGCCAUAAUAUACUACGCCGAUGGAUACUCAAAAUACGGGCGUACGUGCAGAGAUAUAGGAUGCCUUAACAGCGAAGUCUGCGUGCUUGCCGAAGAUCCGUGCACGUUUGGCCACACAAGCAACUGCGGCACAUAUCCUACAUGCAAGAAGAAGUCCCUUGUCGAAGGAUCGCAUGCAGCAGAACCGACGCAACCUAAGCCAAUGGCUCCAAAACCGCAAACACCAACUCUUGAUUUCGACUCGCCCCCUAACUACAAACCCCCGGUUCCGCCCAGCAACGGAGUUUCUUUUGGCGGUAACUCACCAUAUGACGGCACGUCCUCACAUGGAGGUUCCCCCUACGGAGGUUCAUCAGGUGGAGGAUCCCCCUAUGGAGGUUCAACAGGCGGAGGAUCCCCCUAUGGAGGUUCAACAGGCGGAGGAUCCCCCUAUGGAGGUAGCAAUCCAUAUGGAGGCAAUCAAUAUCCAGGUGGAUCGUCAGGAGGGCAUAACCCCUACGGCGGCAAUAACAAUUACGGAGGAAGUUCGUCGUAUGGCGGAAAUUCGCCUCACGGUGGAAACUCACACUACGGAGGUGGCAACAGUCCUUACGCAAGUAAUUCUCACGGCGGAUCCAACCCAUACGCGCCUAGCACUGGUGGAUCAGGCGGCAAGAGCCCACUCGACAACAUAUUUAAUACAUUGACUAAUUACGCUGGGGGUAUCGGAGGUGGUACGCCAGGAAGCAGUGGCGGUGGCGGCGGAGGACUUGGCAACAUAUUCGGCAAUCUCCUCACCAAUCUCUCUAAGAAUGGUCUCAGUGGCUUUGUCAAUACGAGACCGAUAAUGGAGAAUCCAAACUACUCCUCGUACAGCUCCAAUUCGAGGAGUUCUAAUCCGCAAACUUAUCCGUCAGGCUAUCAACAGAACCAUGCGCAGGAUCAGAACAAAAAUUAUAGACAAACGUAUGCGCAACACAACUGGGCUACCACUCGUAAGCCCGUCAGCUACGGGUGGACCGUUAGUGUGACUGUGGUCUUGACGUACCUGAUACAUCAAUAUGUUCAAAAUAUUAUACGGACAUAAUUUUAUGAAUAUAUAGUUUAUUAUAUUAUAUGCUUGUUUUUGAAAGCAAUAACAGAUCUGUUUUUUUUUUCGACUAGAAAUGUAUGUUGUAUAUAUUUUUUUGUUAUUCAAUUCAAUUCGAUAUUUAUGUUAAAAUAUAGUAUUUUUACUAACA